AUGGCGCCUACGCUGUCGGAAGAUGAGAUUGAUGAUGUCAUCUAUCUCGCUCGAAUCGGAGACGAUGAUGAGCUGAAUGACGUUCUCACGGCGUUAGCCGAGCGCGAGAACGUGACCCAGGCAGAAAUCUUGAUGGCGGCCAAGAACGACGCCAAGUCGACCGCCCUCCAUAUGGCCAGCGGCAACGGCCAUGCAGAAACCGUGCGGAAGCUUCUGCUCCGUUUCGAUGGGCGACCAAGCGAGGAAAAGCAAGCAUUCGUUGACGAGGCAAACGAGCACGGAAACACCGGGCUACACUGGGCCGCUCUCGGCGGCCACCUCGAGACGAUCAAGCUGCUGACGGAACACGGCGCGACUCCGGCCCUGGCCAACGAAAGCAACUACGUGCCCCUCGACUUGGCCAACCUCAACGACAAGCGUGAGGUUGCCGAGUUUUUCCUCGCCUCUGCCGGCAUGCUGGAAAGCAAGAAUGAGGAGAGCGGGCUGGCCAGUGCAGCCGAAUCAAUAGAGCUGGAUGGUGACGACGACCAGAGGGACCAAGCACAGGCUGCGUAG
This is a messenger RNA of Ustilaginoidea virens, 555 nucleotides long. RefSeq lists its product as uncharacterized. The coding region runs from base 1 to 555 and encodes 184 amino acids. Gene Ontology annotation, molecular function: protein binding. The transcript is spliced from 2 exons. The record is from RefSeq and is a predicted model, not a curated record. NCBI's taxonomy places the organism in Eukaryota, Fungi, Ascomycota, Sordariomycetes, Hypocreales, Clavicipitaceae.